Thalassophryne amazonica is the source of this 4743-nucleotide messenger RNA. It is a transcript of the gene l1cama, whose product is annotated as L1 cell adhesion molecule, paralog a. Gene Ontology annotation, biological process: cell-cell adhesion; brain development. Gene Ontology annotation, molecular function: cell-cell adhesion mediator activity. Lineage: Eukaryota; Metazoa; Chordata; Actinopteri; Batrachoidiformes; Batrachoididae. The record is from RefSeq and is a predicted model, not a curated record.
GAGGGUGGGAGAGAAGGAGAGAGUCAGACAGCCGCGUGGAGAGAGGAAACCAGCAGAAGGGUGUGGACCUGACGAAAAGGAAGAGAGAAAAAAAAAAGAGGAGAGGCUUCGCCCUCAGUGUGCAUUUGACCGUACCUGUGUGCAAGCAGGUGGGACUUUGAUGGGACAGUGAGCAAUGCCUCACACGCAGAGACAGCAGGUUGGCAGCAGGGGGCAAGGCACCUCCCGCUUCCUCCUCCUCCUAUCCUUUGCUGGUCAGCCCGGCCAUGCAGCCUUAAACAUCCCCACUAACUACCACAUAAGUGAUUUCAAGAGGCCUCCAAUGAUCACCACGCAGCCAGAGAGCGUCACUGUGUUCAGCGUUGAAGACCUCGUCAUGAGCUGUGAAGCCACUGGCAACCCUCCACCCAUUUUCCGAUGGACGAAGGAUGGAGAGGAGUUCGACCCAGGCACUGAUCCAGAGCUGAAGGUUACUGAGAGCUCUGGUUCGUUUGUAUUCUAUACACUCAGUAUCACCAUGGACAACCUGAAGCAGUACCAAGGCAAAUAUGUCUGCUAUGCAUUCAACGAGCUGGGAACAGCCGUGUCCAAUGAGGCCAUACUCAACAUUGAUGUCCUUCCUACUCAGCAGAAGGAAAAAAAGGUCCAAUUGAAGGAAGAGGAGGGAAACAGCGUUGUUCUGAAGUGUAACCCGCCGCCGAGCUCUAUGGAGCCCAUCAUUCACUGGAUGGACUGGAAACUACACCAUAUCCAGCUAAGCGAGCGGGUGACAGUGGGGAAGGAUGGCAAUUUGUACUUUGCCCAUUUGACGACAGAAGACAGUAGGGAAGACUACACUUGCAAUGUGCAGUAUUUAGCAACACGUACCAUUCUGGCCAAGGAGCCCAUCACUCUUCUUGUUAACCCCUCUAACUCAGUUCUGUGGAACAGGAGGCCCCAGAUGAUGAGGCCUACUGGAUCACACAGCACUUAUCAUACCCUCAGAGGCCAAACCCUGGACAUAGAGUGCAUCGUCCAAGGCCUUCCUACUCCCACAGUGUCAUGGCUGAGGAAGGAUGGCGAAUUGUCUGAAUCACGGACCAGCAAAGAAAUGUUUGACCGUCGCUUGCGAUUCACAAAUAUCUCAGAGAGCGAUGGCGGCGAGUACCAGUGCAUAGCUGAGAAUUCACAGGGCAAAGUUAUGCACACUUACAUCGUGUCUGUGGAGGCGGCUCCUUACUGGACCAAAGAACCCAUCAGUCAGUUAUACGCCCCGGGAGAGACAGUUAGACUGGACUGCCGGGCUGAUGGCAGCCCCUCUCCAACCAUCACCUGGACCAUGAACGGAAACCCUCUCUCAACAAGUGACCAGGACCCCAUUCACACUCUAAUGACAAGUGGAUCUCUGAUCCUGAAGGAUGUUAAUUUUGAAGACACUGCCAUCUACCAGUGCCGGGCUUCCAACAAGCAUGGAACCAUCCUCACCAACACCAAUGUCUACGUCACUGAGCUACCACCACAGAUCCUUACUGAAGAUAGGAUUUCUUACACAGUUACAGAGGGCCAGAAGGUAUUAAUGGAGUGUGAGACCUUUGGCUCUCCCAAACCUAAAGUCAUAUGGGAGAGUGGGAGUACUUCUUACCUUCUGGCAGAUUCCAGGAUUAACCAGCUCACCAAUGGUGGGCUUGAGAUCUCUAAUGUCACUCGUGACGACGAGGACCUAUACACCUGCUCUGUGCACAACACCAACCUGUCAGUCAGAGCAGAACUGGAAGUGCUCAACAGGACAGUGAUCGUGUCACCGCCACAGGCUCUGAAGGUGCAGUCUGGAAACACAGCAAUCUUCACCUGCCAGGCCUUGGUUGACUCCAGACUCAGUCCUGCACUCAUUCAGUGGAGGAAGAGUGGUCAGAAGCUCUUUCAGUCUGACAGUGAAGACAAAUAUACAUAUGAAGGACCAGACCUGAUUGUCACUAAUGUGGAACCAAGUGAUGAAGGCGUGUACACCUGUGAGGUCAUCACGAGGCUAGAUAUGGAUAAUGCAAGUGGCACUCUUACGUUAGUUGAUCGUCCGGAACCCCCUAAGCAACUUCAGCUCACUAACUCCAAGCAGCGUACCGUUACCCUCAGCUGGACUCCCGGGGAUGACCACAACAGCCCUGUGCUCGAAUAUGUAGUUGAGUUUGAGGACCAAAAUUCAAAGGAGAGGGGCUGGGAAGCACUGAAGAGAGUAAGAGGAAACAUGAGGAGCGUCAGCCUGUCUCUGUGGCCCUACAUGUCAUACCGUUUCCGUGUCACUGCCAUCAAUGAUGUUGGCAAGAGUGACUUCAGCAGACCCUCUGAGGUUCACAACACACCGGCCGAAGCUCCAGACAGUAACCCUGAGGAUGUUCGUAGUGAGUCCACAGACCCAGACACCCUGACCAUCAUUUGGAAGGAAAUUGACAAACGUAACUUCAAUGGACCUGAUUUCAAAUACCGGGUGCUGUGGAGACGAGUGGUGGGCAGCGGGCCGAACUGGCACACCAACUACACAACUGCGCCACCUUACAUGGUCACUGACGUUGGCAGCUUCUCUUCCUUUGAGAUCAAAGUCCAGGCUAUCAAUCAACAAGGGGAGGGGCCUGAGCCAGACCCUGUCAUUGGCUACUCAGGAGAGAAUUUUCCGACGGGGGCUCCUAUAAAUGUGGGCGUUGUGCUCCUGAAUAGCACUUCCAUCAGGGUGACCUGGGCAAAGAUAGACAAAGAUACCGUCAAUGGACACCUGCUGGGAUACAAGAUCCACCUGACAAGGACCGGCUAGGGGCACCACCGACGCCGAAGGGCCAGGGAACCAGUGACCACUAUGGUUGUAGAGACUGGGGCCAAUGAAGAGAAGAAGGUGAUCAGUGAUCUUAGACCAUACUCCCACUACACCCUAACGGUCACUGUGUUUAACGGCAAAGGAGAAGGACCCCCAUCUGAGAUGUUAUCCUUCAAGACUGAUGAGGGAGUUCCUGGUCCUCCAACCUCCUUGAUGCUGAAUAGUCAAUCGGAGACAGAAAUGACCCUCCACUGGACACUACCCAUCCAUCCCAAUGGAGUCCUCAUUGGAUAUUUGCUGCAGUACCAACAGAUUGUGGAGACUGACGACAGCCCCAUGCAGGUGGCCAUAGACGACCCAAAUGUCACCCACCUCACUGAGGGCCUAGACAAACAUAGCCACUGCUUCUACUUGAGGGGGCGCACAGCUGGGGAUGGAGAACCCAUAAUGAAGGCGGGUGCCACCACACUGGAUGGAGCCCCUCCCACUAAACAGCUCUCUGUGGGAGAGAGGUUUGUUAACUUCAGCUGGGUCCCCAAGAAGAGACAUAGAAACAUAAACUUCCAGAUCCACUAUCUUAAACAAGAAGAUGGGAGAAAAUGGAAGACAGAGAAGGUGAACUCUUCACAGUCUUUCUACCAGCUCCAGGCCCUGAACCCUGGCUCUUUUUACCACAUACGAUUCACCUACACCAACACCAGUUUCUGGGAGAAAGACAUUGAGACAGAAGGAACAGAAGUGAAGGAAAUGCAGCAGAGCUUUGCCACACAGGGCUGGUUCAUUGGACUCGUGAGCGCCAUUGUGCUGCUGCUGCUGUUAUUACUCAUUCUGUGCUUUAUCAAGAGGAGCAAAGGGGGAAAGUAUUCAGUGAAAGAUAAAGAGGAAGGCCCCAUGGACUCAGAAGCCCGCCCUAUGAAGGAUGAGACUUUUGGAGAGUACAGAUCUCUAGAAAGUGAUAAUGAGGAGAAACGCACAGCCAGCCAGCCAUCGCUGUGUGAAGACAGCAAGUUGUGCAGUGUGGACAACCUUGACUACCACGACAGUGGUGCCACAAACAAGUUGAACAUGGAUGAGCCGCUGGUCAGUCAGUUCAGUCAGCCCAGUGAGGAUCCAGCGCCACUCCACGGCCUACCAGAGAGCCCCCUGCUCAACCCCGCCACUAUCUCCUUAGACAACAACGGCCUGCCCAACUCAGUCACCAUCCUGGAUUAACCCCCCAUAUUUCUUAUGGGGGUCAUCAGACCAAAAUAUGUCAACACAUAUGUGCCCAUACUCUCCUUUUCACCUCUGACCUGCUAAUCUGUAGUUUGAUGAGUAAGAUACAAUCAAUGUAUUGACUAUUCAGAUGCCCUGACAGUCAUCUGAUUGACUGGACUCUGUUGACCAAAGGAGUGUCCAAUCUAGUGGACAAUGUCUGACUGACACAAGUUAAUGAUGUCCUUUGUCCUCAAACCCAGUGUAGUUUAUGACACACUCAAAUGACUGACAUUUACUUACUUUUCUCUCUCUCUCUCUCUCUCUCUCUCUCUCUCUCUCUCUCGCUCUCCACAAAACAACUACAGAAAGAAAGAAUGUUGUACAGGUAGACGUUUCAGGGGGAUCAUGCGUACAUGCUCUUGUCAAGCUGCAGAGUACAUUGAAAGAGAAAAAUGAUGGCCGGACCUCGUGGGAAACAAACAGCAGGCACUGCUGUAAAGUCUGAUGUGUUAUGUUAUGUAUUAUGUUGCAUAUUAUUUUCUAUAGCUAAUGCUGCAUACAUUUUUUAAAUUUCAACAAAUUCAUUUGAACACAGACUUUAGUUUCUAUCUUUUGUAUUUGUUUGUGUUUUUUUUUAACAGUAGCUGCCAGAGACCACAACACUUCCAGAUUGAGACCACACCAGUGAAAGCAGAAAAGCCAUACAAAUGCAAAAACUAUUUGCAUAAAAUUAACAACAGACAGGUGCACACCUUUUUGCAAAU